This is a messenger RNA of Zygosaccharomyces rouxii, 936 nucleotides long. It is a transcript of the gene BMT5, whose product is annotated as 25S rRNA (uracil2634-N3)-methyltransferase. Gene Ontology annotation, biological process: rRNA base methylation. Gene Ontology annotation, molecular function: rRNA (uridine-N3-)-methyltransferase activity. Gene Ontology annotation, cellular component: cytoplasm. NCBI's taxonomy places the organism in Eukaryota, Fungi, Ascomycota, Saccharomycetes, Saccharomycetales, Saccharomycetaceae. The transcript has a single exon. The coding region runs from base 1 to 936 and encodes 311 amino acids. The record is from RefSeq and is a predicted model, not a curated record.
AUGGCAAAAAAGUCCAAGGGUAAGGGUUUAAGGACUCCCUUACAAAAGCACCAAAAUGCAGCGAAAUUGAGAAAUAUGGAGAAGCAGAAAGAUAAAAAAACUCAAAAGAAUCAAGCUGUUAAAAGAAAUCAGGAGUCUCAGAAAAAUCAUAGUACCCCGUUCAUUCCGUUUGGUCCUAAUGAGACCCUUCUACUCGUGGGAGAAGGUGAUUUUUCAUUUGCCAGAUCGAUAAUUGAACAGAAUUAUAUUAUGCCUGAAAAUCUGGUUGUUACCAGCUAUGAUGAUAGUAUGGAGGACCUGAAUGCCAAGUAUCCUCAUUCAUUUGAUGAAAAUUAUAAAUAUCUUGCAUCUGAAGGCGUACGCAUGUUCUUCGGUGUCGAUGGAACUGAUCUGAUAAAGAGUUUCAAAUUAUCCAAAAAGACAACAUGGACCAAAAUUCUGGGUGGAUCAUGGAAUGGCAAGUAUCUGGAUAACGUAAUGUUUAAUUUCCCUCAUACUGGUAAAGGUGUUAAGGAUCAGGAAAGAAAUGUAAGAGAUCAUCAGAAUUUGGUACUGGGUUUUUUCAAAAGUUGUAAAGAACUAUUCCAAGCAAUUAAUUCUAAAUGGUUAAAGAGCCGACUACAAUACGGUGAUACGGAAUCCUUGCAACUGAGUGAAGAAGGUUGGGGUAAAAUUAUUCUGACUUUAUUUGCUGGUGAGCCUUACGAUUCAUGGAGAAUUAAGGUACUCGCAAAAGAGAACCAGUUUCAAUUGCAAAGAUCAAAUAGAUUCCAAUGGGAAAUAUUUCCAGGCUAUCACCACAAAAGAACUAAUAGCGAACAAGACACUACGAAGCCUGCUGAAGAAAGAGAAUCAAGGAUCUACGUUUUUGAAAAACAAGGUAUUGUCAAGAAACCAAGUAAACGUUCCCGUGAUAGUGAUGAUGAUGAUGACUAA